Molecule: messenger RNA, 1875 nt
Organism: Scheffersomyces stipitis CBS 6054
Lineage: Eukaryota; Fungi; Ascomycota; Pichiomycetes; Serinales; Debaryomycetaceae
Gene: DIP5
Product: Dip5p
Exons: 2
Coding region: 71-1822 (583 amino acids)
Biological process (GO): amino acid transmembrane transport
Cellular component (GO): membrane
Molecular function (GO): amino acid transmembrane transporter activity
Source: RefSeq, a predicted model, not a curated record
CUGGACUGUCCCAGCCUUAGAUAUUCCUUAGAUUUUGUAAAGAGUCUCUACUAGUUGAACACAGCCUAUCAUGACUUCGUCGGACUUGGAGAAAAACUCCAACAACCACAAUGUCCACAACAACGACUUGGUGUCAGUGGUUUCACGUCACACCCAAGAGUACGAUCUCUACGUCGCUAAGUCCACUCCCUCUAACAUUGCCUUUGAGGACGGUCACCAGCUUAGACAGGCCUUGGACGCCAGACACACCUCUAUGAUUGCCAUUGGUGGUGCCUUGGGUACUGGUUUGCUUAUUGGUACGGGUUCAGCCUUGAAGUCUGCCGGGCCAGGUGCCAUUUUGGUGGCUUACUCUAUCAUUGGUUUCGUGGUCUUGAUGGUUAUGAGCGGUUUGGGUGAAGUGGCUACAUUCGUCCCUCUUAACGGGUUUGCCAAUUACUGUCAGAGAUACGUUGACGAUGCCUUGGGUUUUGCCUGUGGGUACGUCUACUUGUUUAAAUAUUUGAUCUUGCCUGCUAACCAGUUGGUUGCCGGUUCGUUAACUGUUCAAUACUGGGUUUCCAAAGACACAUUGAAUCCCGGUGUGUGGAUCACGAUUUUCCUUGUUAUCAUUUUGGCCGUCAACUUGCUUGGGGUCAGAUUCUUUGGAGAAAUCGAGUUCUGGUUGUCGUGUUUGAAGGUUUGUACGUGUCUUGGUCUUGUCUUGCUCUUGUGGAUCAUUGCCUUGGGUGGUGGUCCAACUCACGAAAGAUUGGGAUUCAGAUACUGGAAAAACCCCGGUGCUUUCUUGCACUACGCUGACGCUUCCAAAGACUUGUACAUCGGCGGCUCCUUGGGCAGAUUUGUCUCUUUUGUCUCCGUCUUGGUCACUGCUGUCUUCGCCUACUUGGGUACUGAAUUGGUGGGUAUCACCUUCAGUGAAACUAGAAACCCUAGACGUUCCAUUCCUAAGGCCAUCAAAUUGACCUUCUACCGUAUUCUUAUUUUCUACAUCUUGUCGAUUUUAUUCCUCGGUAUGUGUGUCUCAGCCAAGGACCCAUUAUUGUUGUCUGCCUCUGGUAACACCGCCAGUGCUUCUCCAUUCGUCAUCGCCAUUAAAAACGCCAGAAUCAAGGGUUUGGAUCACGUCAUUAACGGGUGUAUCUUGUUAUUUGUCCUUUCCGCCGCUAACUCUGAUAUGUAUGUUUGUUCCAGAACUGUCUACUCCUUGGCUGUAGCUGGAUACGCUCCUAAGUUCUUCACUAAGACCAACAAGUUGGGUGUUCCAUACUACGGUAUCUUGUUGUCCUUCGCUUUCACUUUGUUGGCUUAUAUGACUGUCUCCAGUGGAGCUGCUGAAGUUUUCACAUACUUUGUCAAUGUCGUUUCCUUGACAGGUUUGAUUGCCUGGUCCUGUAUUUUGGUUAUCCACAUCAGAUUCAUGGCUGCCUGCAAAGCUCAAGGAAUCGACAGAAAGACCGAUUUGGCCUACAGAUCGCCUCUUCAACCUUACGGCUCCUACCUUGCCUUGGCCAUCUGUGUGUUGGUCAUCUUUAUCAAGAACUUCACUGUCUUCUUGGGCUCGCCUUUCCUCUAUAAGAACUUCAUCACCGGUUACAUUGUGUUGCCGGUAUUUGUUAUCAUGUACUUUGGCUACAAAAUCUACUACAGAACCUCGAUCAUCUCGGCUUCUGAUAUCGACUUGGUCACCUACAGGGAUGUCAUUGACGCCGAAGAGCAACAGUACAAGACUGAAGCAGAAGAAAAGGAAGCUAUCAGACAAGCUGAAGGCAACCCUCACGACAAAGAUUGGUUCUACGAGAAGUUCUUGGGCUGGAUCUUCUAAGGCAUUUACGACUAUAUAAUACAUUAUGUAAUAUACACUAAUUUAUUUGUUCU